Messenger RNA from Chenopodium quinoa (quinoa), 2743 nucleotides. Its product is annotated as probable inactive receptor kinase At5g67200. Bases 249 to 2234 code for a protein of 661 amino acids. The transcript is spliced from 2 exons. The record is from RefSeq and is a predicted model, not a curated record. NCBI's taxonomy places the organism in Eukaryota, Viridiplantae, Streptophyta, Magnoliopsida, Caryophyllales, Amaranthaceae. Gene Ontology annotation, biological process: protein phosphorylation. Gene Ontology annotation, molecular function: protein kinase activity; ATP binding; protein binding.
AUAAAAAUAUUUUUGUUUUAAAACACAUCAUAAAAAGUCAAAUGAGACAAAUAGAUAAAAGAAUAGAGGAAGUACCGAUAACAUUAAUUUAUGCAUCAAACAUGCACAUUAGUAUAGGACGAGAAAUUCUUCUGAGUGAGUGAGUCCCUACACCCCACACUUCUCUGUAAUCUGUACUAUCAUCUUCCCUUCCAUGGCUUUAUCAUCUCAACAUUCUGAACCUCAUCUUUCUCUCUCCUAACCUUCCAAUGCACUCUCUCACUCUCUUCCUUCUCCUCCUCCUUUCUCUCUCCUCCCAAACCACACCCCAACCACUCGCCCUCCCCCCAAACGACGCAGCCUCCCUCUUAUCCUUCAAAUCCAAAGCCGACCUCGACAACAAACUCCUCUUCACACUCCACGAACACUUCGAUUACUGCCAUUGGCAAGGCGUCAAAUGCCAACAAGCUCGCGUCGUCCGCUUCUCCCUCCCUAACUACUCCCUCCGCGGCACUUUCCCUCGCAACACCCUCUCCUCCCUCGACCAACUCCGCGUCCUCGUCCUUCGCAACAACUCCCUCUUCGGCCCUCUCCCUUCCGACCUCCACUCUCUCUCCAACCUCCGCUCCCUCCUCCUCGACCACAACUCCUUCUCUUCUUCCCUCCCUCCCUCCCUCUUCUCUCUCUACAAACUCCGCGUUCUCGACCUCUCCUUCAACAACUUCUCCGGUUCUCUCUCUCCUCUCUUCCUCCUCCUCGACCGCCUCACUACUCUCAAGCUUCAGUUCAACUCCUUCAAUGGCACUCUCCCGGAGUUCAACCAGUCCGCCUUGGUCUUCUUCAAUGUCUCUGGUAAUAACUUCUCCGGGAAGAUUCCUGAUACUUCUACUCUCUCGAAUUUUUCUCCAUCUUCGUUUUCGUUGAACCCUAAUUUAUGCGGCGAUAUUGUUAACAAACCCUGCGAUUCUCGCUCUCCUUUCUUCGAUUCUUCUUCUGCUAUGAACCAACCUUCUUCGUCUCCUCCGAAUUCGUCAACUGGUUCCGAAUCACUCCUAUCUCCUCCAGCAAUGAAAUCACUCCGGAAGAAAACAAUCAUGAUUCUAGGGUUUUCAUUAGGCGGUUUACUCUUAUUCUCGUCAUUGUUCUUCAUGUUUUUAGCUGCGAAGAAGAAGACGACGAUUGCGACGAUUCCGAAAACAACCAAAGAUUUCGCCGAGAAUUCUUCUUCUUCCGGCGAAGUGAUGACUGAACAAUCGGAAGUAAUUAGGGUUAGAUUUGAUUCACAAAGCAAUGAAUUAGAAGAUGAUAAAUGUAAGAACGAAGAAGGAGGUUGUGGUGGUGGAGGGAGGAGAGAGAAGAGCGGGAACCUGGUGUUUUGCAUAGGAGAAGCGCAACUGUACACCCUAGAACAGCUGAUGAGAGGUUCGGCGGAGAUGUUAGGAAGAGGAACAAUGGGGACCACGUACAAAGCGAAGCUGGAUAAUCAGUUAAUCGUGACCGUUAAAAGGCUUGAUGCGAUUAAAAUGAGCGGUGUUGAUGCUGAGAUGUUUGAGAGGGUUAUGGAAAUUGUUGGAGGUAUGCGUCACCCGAAUUUAGUACCUGUUCGAGCUUAUUUUCAAGCUAAGGAAGAAAGGUUGAUUAUCUAUGAUUAUCAACCUAAUGGCAGUGUCUUUAAUCUUAUUCAUGGGUCAAGAUCAACGCGAGCAAAACCUCUUCAUUGGACAUCUUGUUUGAAGAUAGCUGAGGACGUAGCUCAAGGCCUUGCUUACAUCCACCAAGCAUCCAAGCUCAUCCAUGGCAAUAUCAAGGCCUCUAAUGUCCUUCUAGGCACAGACUUCGAGGCCUGCCUGACAGAUUACUGUCUUGCUUCACUAUCAGCAUCUUCUUCUGAUGAAGAUCCUGAUUCUGCAAGAUACAGGGGUCCUGAGGCCCGGAAUUCAGCCAGGAAGGCAACUCCUAAGACAGACGUCUAUGCUUUUGGUGUUCUUGUGCUUGAGCUUCUUUCAGGAAAACCCCCCUCUCACCAUCCAUAUCUUGCACCCCAUGAUAUGCUCGAUUGGGUGAAGUCAAUGAGGGGCGAUGAUGACUGCUUUUUAGACAACCACCUUGCAAUGCUCGUUGAGGUGGCAAGUUUAUGCAGUUUGACAUCUCCGGAGCAAAGGCCCCCAAUGUGGCAAGUGUUGAAGAUGAUACAGAAAAUAAAGGCCAGUGUUGGCUCUGAUGAUACUGUUGAUUCCACAACAGGAUAUUCAUAGUGUUUUAUACGAAGUAACCAUAUCUUUAGGCGAAGUUGGAUGAGCUCGUGGGGCAAACUGCGGACUGAUGAACUAUAGAUCUGAAGAAAGUCGAAUUGCAGAAAAGCCUAUAACUGAAGAGACUUUGACAUCCAAGGGGGUAUGUAUUUUUUGCAACGACAACUCGAUAAGGUCAGUAGUGGUUCAAAUGUUGGAAAAUAUCAGACAUUUUGAUGAGAAAAGGAUCGGUAAUACCAGUACAGAAAUGAAAUGAUAGGUUACACAGCCUUAAUUGUCAAAAACAUUAAACUCCCCCACCCACCCAAAAGAAAAUGGAAGAAGUGUUGUUGAAUAAUUGAAUGUAUUAGCAUCAAAUUUUGAUUUAGGUGUCAAAUUUUGAUUUAGGUGAGGCGUAUUUAAUGAUUAGCUAUUAAUCUGUAAGAUUGACUGAUGAAAGCAUCCUGUAUCUGCAUUUUUGUACUUCCCAGUCGGAAUAACUGAAUAUGAUAUGAUAUUCAACACAUUUGUCU